Messenger RNA from Caenorhabditis auriculariae, 1807 nucleotides. Lineage: Eukaryota; Metazoa; Nematoda; Chromadorea; Rhabditida; Rhabditidae. The record is from the annotation of a GenBank genome assembly.
AUGCCGGCCAUCGACGUCUCGAUCAGCUUCCCUAGAGAGACCUUGUUCGUCAGGGUCUGCAAGAACUGCAGCCGGAAGCUCGCUGAUAGGUUUUCGAACAUUUUUUCUUGAAUUUUAAUAUGAGUCUUAAUCAGGUCACCAGUCUACAAGGACAUGGUGGAUCAGGCGGGAGAGGUUAGUUUCAACUCACAAUUUUGAAUUUAUAAGAGAAAAAGAAGAGUUUUUUCUUCGAACUUUCAAAAAGGGGCGUGGCCAGUGAAUGAGAACCCCUGUUGAUUAGACCUAAAAAAGUUGGAGAAGGCGAAUAUACGUUUUUUGACUAGAGUUUAUCGGUAACCUAUAGUUUUUUGGAUAAGAAAUACGAAAAGGAACUCUAAAAGGGGAAAAUCACAUUAUAUCUUUAAGUCUAGUCCAAAUUUUUUUAUGAUUAGUUUUGGUGGUUUGCUGCUAUAAAGAACUUUAUUCUUUUACAUAUUUGGGAUGAAUUUCCUAAUAACGAACUAGAUUGCCUGAAUUCAGUCUUUCUUAGAAACUGCAAAGCAAGGAGAGCCAGUCAGAAUAGUUAAAGAAAAACCUCAAAGAAAAGUUUUUUUCUUUAACUUCAGCGUUUUUCCCGACUUUAAUAUUUUUAGAACGACGUCAUAAUCAACGACUUCGGGUCAGAUGUCAUCCGGUGGCUCCUCAACUUUGCCAACGACAAUUUGGACGUUGGCUCGAUUCCUCCGGCCGACUACGAGAAACUCCUCAACGUCGCGACCGACUUCAGACUGGAAGGCUUGCAAAGGCUUUGCGAGGACCUCGUCAGCCAAGGACUCAGCCGGGAGGACACCGAAGACAUGUUCGAGUUCGCUGAGACCUGUUCCGAUCUCUUUUUAUGGAUGCAGGCGAUGCUUGUGAGUAGAUUUCUUGCAAAAAUUCAAUUUUUAAAGAAGCAAAUGUUAAUUUCACAAAAUAUCUUGUAGUGAAGAGUCGUUUUUUGUGUUCUUUCGGCAUCUUUGAAAAUUCCCUGAAACCCUGGAAAGACAGUUUUGCAGACGCUCACUGACGUCUCGAAGAAGGUCUACAUGGAGGUGAAGCUGGCUGGGCUGGUCAGCGACAGGAUCGACCUGACCGUCGACCAGUACAUCACGCUUCUGAAGGCGGCCGGAGAAGCCCGAAUCGAAGUGGUCAAGAUGACCAUCGAGCAGAACUUGCUCAGCUAUUUGAGCCACGAGAGGUCCGCCGAGGUCGCCAUUAUGGCGCUGAAAUACGAGAUGCCCAGGUUGAGAGAGCAUGCGCUUGAGGUGAGUAUGAGAAAGACUCAAAAGUCUCUUCUAACCAUUCUCAAUGCGACCAAGAUGUUCUGCUAUUGAGAAUUUUUUGAACAAAAAAUAAUCCUUUAGGUAGGGACCGCAGGCCAAUUUCCAAAGUCAGUGAUAUAAAGUGGAAACCUAUAUGAAAAGAAAGUUGAUGGCAAUCCCCAAUCGGUACAGGAAAACUGUUUUAAAAUAUAAAAAAGAACCAAAAUGCAACGAAAAUGACGAAGUUUUUUGAACAGCGAAGUGGGCGUGGCUCUGCGGUCCCUACCUUUAGGCACCUUUCAGCCUUCAAAUCCAAAAAAAAAGGAAUCAAUUCCAUUUUUCAGCUCUACGUGGAGCAGUGCAAGAGCACGUACGAUCAGGACCCCUUCCGGGAGUUCAGAAAAUUCCCGGUGAUUCUACUGGAACUGAGACAAUUCUUGCGUUUUCCUCUUUCCGAGUCGCACAUCUUCGAGAACAUCUGUGAUGGAAUUAGCGAGGAAGAGUUCGAGAUUGAUGUGGAGAUGUAA